AUGCCGCCCGUCGACGCCAACGUGGUUGAUCGCUCACCCACUGGUGGCGCUUGGCCUCCGCUUGCUCCGCUCCGCCCUAGGGCCUCGGACAGCGUGCCUCCAUGUCCACCUGGGCUGGCGGCUCCAUUGAGCUCCGCGCCGCUGACGCCGUCGCCGCUGACGUCGGUCUCGCGUCAAGUACCAACCGGCAAUGAUGUCGUCGAAAAACUCAGUACGAACACUGAUCUGGAGUUUCCACCAAUCAGUGAUCGUGACAUGGUAAAUUCGGAGUUAAACCACCCAAUGUCGACGUUUGACGCGGAUUCGUCACGUCCAAUCUGCAAACAAAACGUGGGGGGAAUUUCCCCAUUGGCUGAUGGAACCGACGUUGCGACACCGCCUGCACCUUCUCGGUCUGCGGACGCAAGUGGACCCACGCGCCCUCCCCUUGACUUCAACAAGGUGAUCCGUGGUUUUACCUCUGCGUCGAAUCGGCACACUAAGGCAUCUAUUGUCCCGCCAUCUGCCGACGCCAUCGAAGCGAUCCUGUUGGAGCUCGCCAAGCCCAAAAAGGAUCGCAUCGAUGUGCUCGACCAAAUUAGCCUUGCUCGGCCAUACUCGCCUAAAGUGGCUAUGGCUCACUUCACCGUACGGGUGAUGCACUAG
This is a messenger RNA of Aphanomyces invadans, 645 nucleotides long. RefSeq lists its product as hypothetical. The coding region runs from base 1 to 645 and encodes 214 amino acids. The record is from RefSeq and is a predicted model, not a curated record. NCBI's taxonomy places the organism in Eukaryota, Oomycota, Saprolegniomycetes, Saprolegniales, Verrucalvaceae. The transcript has a single exon.